AUGUUACCAGCCAGUGAUACAGGAUUCAGUUAUGUCAUUGGCCGAGAACGGGAACAACGGGAGUUACUAGCUCUCCUGGGACAGAAUGAUCCAGUGAGUUCGUGUAUUGUCCUUACCGGCCCAUCUGGUUGUGGAAAGUCUGUACUUCUUUCUUCCACAUUCACACAACUGCAACGUUUGUACGGACAGAAGUGGAUACUUGUCAGUUGCCUAGAGGGUUGCUGUUCACCGACUCACUCAGUUUCUGCGAAUGUGUCGUCCAAACUACUUUUCGAACUCAUUAUACACUCUAUCGUCUCAAAAUGCACACCUCAGUCCACCGCAACUGCCUACCGCUGUGAUGGCCCUGCGGCAUUUGUAGAAAUAUUGUCCGAUCUGUUGAGGACAAUGAAAAAUGCAGAUCCCGUUUCACCAGUCAGUCUUGUACUUGUGUUGGAUCAAGCAGAGAAGUUGCGUGAUUCCGACCCACUUUUGCUACCCCUCCUAGUACGGCUCGGGUCAUUGGUCCAGGAUAAUCUGAACCUUGUUGACAAUAGGAUUGAUGCUCGUCUAGUCACUUUGCUGAUCACUCGCUCACCAUGGGAGAAGUUCUCUUCGGGUACAUUCCAUCUUGAACCUGUUGUCCUUGCAAUGAGCAGUUACUCGCGAGAUCAAAUGACGCAAAUUCUAUUGUCGCUUCGACCUCCAGAGGCUUCAGAAUUACGCUUCAGCAGAUUCGUGGACUUAUUACUCACUGUCUGCUUCCCCGUCUGUCGCAGCGCUGGUGAAAUUAUUCACUUAAUGCAGGUGAAUUGGCCAGCAUUUGAAGAACCAGUGGUUAAGGGCCUUGUCGGUCCUGACGAUGAGUGGGGUCAGUGGAAGCUAGCUCAGCCUACUUUGAAGCGUUCUCUUGCAACGCUCUACCUGCGUCCACAGUCAUCAUCCACAGCAUGUGCUGAUGGUGAGGGCAUUAUCCCAGCCACUACCCUCGAGUUGCCUUAUUUCUCUCGCUUUAUGCUUAUCGCAUCAUUUUUGGCCUCAUAUAACCCCCGUGAAGCAGACAAGAAGUUUCUAGUCAAGAAUACGGGAAAACUGUCCACACAACGCAAACGUCGAGAAAAGAAGACCGAAAGAGGACCACGAUUAUUCCCACUGGAUAGACUUUUCGCCAUUUUCCAUGCCAUACUUCGAGACCAAGCCGAACCAACCUUAUGCACCAGUCUAUUGGUCAGCCAAGUUGCUUGCCUCACCGCUUUGGGAUUGCUCUCUGCUGCAUCCCCGGCAAAUGCGAUCGGUGGUUUGUACACAACCGGGAUGUUUAGUGGCUCGGCUAGUUUGAACGAUGUAGAUUCUUUGGCCAACCCGCGAUACCGAUGUCUACUCAGCUUUGAGGCUGCCAAAACUAUUGCUCAGUCGUUGGACUUUGACCUUCCUGCUUACCUGACCGACUUUUGCGGCGUUUGA
Messenger RNA from Opisthorchis viverrini, 1443 nucleotides. RefSeq lists its product as hypothetical. Gene Ontology annotation, biological process: DNA replication initiation; DNA replication. Bases 1 to 1443 code for a protein of 480 amino acids. Gene Ontology annotation, cellular component: nuclear origin of replication recognition complex; nucleus. The transcript is spliced from 6 exons. The record is from RefSeq and is a predicted model, not a curated record. NCBI's taxonomy places the organism in Eukaryota, Metazoa, Platyhelminthes, Trematoda, Opisthorchiida, Opisthorchiidae. Gene Ontology annotation, molecular function: DNA replication origin binding.